Molecule: messenger RNA, 1078 nt
Organism: Amoebophrya sp. A120
Lineage: Eukaryota; Dinophyceae; Syndiniales; Amoebophryaceae
Source: the annotation of a GenBank genome assembly
AUUGCGCACAAAACUCGUGCCGCUCCGUCAGGUGCUGCACUCAGACUCGCGGAAUUGUCCUCAGCUGCGAAGCCGUUUUUUUCUUUCAUUCGCGGAAUUGUCCUUAUUUCAUCCUAGCGCGGCAUGAUCUCGUUACUCGUAUCUCGCACAGGCUGCACUUCUGGGCAGCAACCUUCGGUCUCCCGCCUGUCUCGAGUCUUUUGCAUAUAGUGCGACAACUAAGUCUAGCCACCGUUUAUUUGUUUUUGUGAGGACCCCCACGGUAGAAGACGUUUUUUUUGCAUUACCACAUCUGAAAUACCGCAACCGCUUUAAGCAGGGCAUCUUUGAAUUCCGAUGCGACGUCGGACUAGCUGGCUCUUCGUCCUCACACCUCAACGCCUCACGUGCUCCACGACUAGACGUGUAACAUUCGCGUCGGCCGCAAAAGAAAGCAAGUGCCUGGUUUGAUUCAUCCGGGUGAGCCGCGCGUCUGUAAAUAAAAUCCUGCUCCUGAGCCUGAAUCUGAGUCCGAGGACAGUAGGUGCAGCGGAGCUCCUGCGCCAUCAUCCAAAAUGGGCUCUGCCUUCGGGGUGAUUUCGGAGGAAACGCCAGCGUAUGAGGUCCUCCAGCGGUUUAUCGAAAAGAAAAAUCCUUCUUCCCCAUAUCAAAAGGAGAUUUCAGAUGCUGCCUUUGCGUACACACAUGAGGUCUGUCUUGCUGUGAGGAAUCGCGCCCACAUUCUUAGGAGCGCAAGGUUCAUCUAUCUGUUUAGCAUUGGAAACGCCGGCCCGUUGACGAACCAGCAUGACAAAUCGCAUCCAUAAUGCGGCGCAUCCCUCAGCGCUUGUCUUCUUGCAAGACAAAAAUGAUUUGUGGCCACAAAUCUGCAUCACAACGGAUGCCUUUUCAAUACGGGGAGGGAGGAUUUUUCCUCACAAUACGGCUCGAGAACUACGAAAUCCGGAGGUACGAGCCCCGCGUCGCGGUCCAGGUCGCGAUGAACCACGCCAACGAUAGCACGGCGUUCAAAACUAUCAACUGUAAAAAUGUCUGGGUCUGGAAGAAUCCAACUUGUCAUGCUGAUUUUGGAUUCUAA